This is a messenger RNA of Chelonoidis abingdonii (Abingdon island giant tortoise), 2072 nucleotides long. Its product is annotated as beta-1,4 N-acetylgalactosaminyltransferase 2-like. Gene Ontology annotation, molecular function: acetylgalactosaminyltransferase activity; hormone activity. Gene Ontology annotation, biological process: UDP-N-acetylglucosamine metabolic process; UDP-N-acetylgalactosamine metabolic process. Lineage: Eukaryota; Metazoa; Chordata; Testudines; Testudinidae. Gene Ontology annotation, cellular component: extracellular region. The record is from RefSeq and is a predicted model, not a curated record.
UCCUGAUUUUAAUAGACUGACACAUAAUUGAAUUACAUUUUAUGUUUUUCCACCAACAAUUUGACUUUGCAGCAGUUUCCGGUUUCUAGUUUUGUGCCACGCUAAAGCAAUUGCUUUUUUAAAAAAAUCCGCAGAGCAGGUAAAUAUUCUCCCCUAGCUCUUUUUAGGUGUUUUUUUUUAUAAGCCUCUUCAGGGUACAGAUGUGUUUGAUGCUUUGAUUCUCAGGUAGGUCUGCAGCUAUUGGACUUGUUAACAGGGUGGGGCUGUAGUCACUGAGUAUCAGGUGAAGGGCUGGGAUUGGAUAUACCUGUAUGGGUGGGGCUUUAGAUACUAAAUACCCGGAGCUAAGAUGGUAUUGGGUGCCUGUGUACUAGGGGUGUGAGUUUCUGGGAGGGUUAGACAGCUCUCUUUGCUAUAUAGCUCAGAUUAGUGCAAUUGGUUACUUGUGGGGAGCUUGUGGUCACUGGGGGUGUUUGGUCAGAAUCAGCAUGUUCCAGGACUGGAUCUCUCCCUAUUCCUGGGCUUCCAGUUGCCAGAGGAUGCUGAGAUCUUACUGCAGUAUGAAAUACUUCCUUAUCCUGAUCUCGUGUACAAUCAUUGUGUUUUUGGCCUCCAUGCGCUGGCAGAGGCCAGCUGAAAAUCCGAUCAAGGGAGAGAUUUCAGAGGCUCGGUCUGACCUGAAACUUCUGUCACCAGAAAAAUACAAGUCCUUGUUUAUCUACAAUGGAAUUUGGCUAGCUCCAAAGAAUCAGUGUGAAUGUGCCAAAGCCGACCAUGUGCAUGUCUACCAGAUGGAAGAUUAUAUCGAUAAGAAAGACCUUGCCUCAAUUAAAGAGAGGCGACAGAAGGAGUUUGAGCACUAUCAGAAAAGAUACCCCUCGAUGACUCAAGAUUUAGUAAUAGCCAAACCAAACAUGCCAUUAAGCUAUCCUAUUCAUGGAGUAGAGGUGAUGCCGCUACACACAAUUAUGAUUCCAGGGCUUGGUUUGCAUGGAGUGACUGAAGAAAAGUACCAGGUAUGUUUCAUGAUCAUCUCUGGGAACCUCAAUACGCUUGCUGAUGUCUCUGAUGAUGUUGAGAGACGGGGCAAGAAAGAACUGCUCAUCUUGACCUCAGUGGAGCUCCUGAAUUUCAUCCUUGAGCAUGUCACAUACACCAGUGUGGUCUACCAGCUCAGUGCAGUAGAUAUGAUGAGUUUUGAGAGCAGAGAUCAUGUCGCUCAGUUUCCUGUGAUCAUCCGACAGCCCAGCCUUCCAAAGCUAAUUGAUCCUGGAGCAGAUAGGAAGAUCAGCUCCCUGGUGACUAUCACGACGAAGACUUUCUUGCGCUAUCACAAACUUCGGCUCCUCAUCAAGAGCAUCCGACAGUACUACCCUGACAUAAAAAUCAUCGUCGCCGAUGACAGCGAAGUCCCGGAGAAGAUCGUCGAAGAGAACGUUGAGCAUUACAUCAUGCCUUUUGGAAAGGGUUGGUUUGCAGGAAGGAAUCUUGCAAUAUCUCAGGUCACAACCAAGUACUAUCUCUGGGUCGACGAUGACUACUUAUUCACCGAAAACACCAAAAUUGAGAAGCUAUUGGACGUGCUGGAGAGAACAAACUUGGAUAUGAAACAAGCCAGGAAAAUGAGGUCCUUGAAAGUUCUUGCUCUGCUCACGGUGUCUCUGAGCCUGGUUCUGACAGAGGAGAAUGACUUCAGUGCAAACCCGAAGAGUCUCGGCGCCAGAGCCGUACAGCGACGCUACUCCGAGGCCAUCCUGGCCAGCGAUUACAGCCGGACCAUGGAUAACAUGCUCAAGAAGAACUUUGUGGAGUGGCUGUUGGCCAGAAGAGAGAAGAAAAGCGAUAACGCCAUCGAUCCAUCCAAGAGGGAAGCAGAACCCCAGCUGUCAGCUGUCAGUGGUCAAGGUUUGGAGUUGGCCUCCCAAGGGGCUCAGGACUUUUUUGUCUGGCUUCUAAAAAACAAAAGAAAACAGAGUCUUACUGCUCCCAAAGAAUCUGAUCCCUCAAAAGACGUUCUGAGCCAGGAGCUAUUGGCAUGGCUGAUGUCUGCUGAUCUCUGUAGACCGACGUGA